Messenger RNA from Trifolium pratense (red clover), 1146 nucleotides. Its product is annotated as mitochondrial import inner membrane translocase subunit TIM17-2-like. The record is from RefSeq and is a predicted model, not a curated record. Gene Ontology annotation, cellular component: mitochondrial inner membrane; TIM23 mitochondrial import inner membrane translocase complex. Bases 189 to 818 code for a protein of 209 amino acids. Gene Ontology annotation, molecular function: transmembrane protein transporter activity. Gene Ontology annotation, biological process: protein import into mitochondrial matrix. Lineage: Eukaryota; Viridiplantae; Streptophyta; Magnoliopsida; Fabales; Fabaceae. The transcript has a single exon.
CUGUUAUAUUUUUAUUAAAUUUGGUCUCAUUAUUUGGAGUAAAUCUACGUCAAACAGAACCUUACUUAUCUUUAGAAUUACACACCUACUACUAGAAGACACAAGAGAGAGCUAUAAGCAAAAAAGCAAAGAUAGAUAAAUAGAGAAAUCUCAUCCCCUCAGAGAAAGAGACUCAACUCAACUCAACCAUGGGAACACCAGAAACAUCAAGGGAACCAUGCCCUGAUCGAAUCAUCGACGACAUAGGCGGCGCAUUCGGCAUGGGAGCAGUCGGUGGCUCCGCCUUUCACUUCCUCAAAGGUCUCUACAACUCCCCCAAAGGUUCCCGCUUCGUCGGCGCUUCACAAGCCGUUCAUCUCAACGCUCCCCGUGUCGGAGGAAGCUUCGCUGUUUGGGGUGGUCUCUUCUCUUCCUUCGAUUGUACCAUGGUCUACCUUCGCCAAAAAGAAGACCCCUGGAACUCCAUCUUAGCCGGCGCCGCCACUGGUGGUUUCCUCUCCACGCGACAAGGGUUAGCUGCUUCAGCUCGAUCCGCCGCUUUUGGCGGUGUUCUUUUGGCUCUUAUUGAGGGAGCUGGAAUCAUGUUGAACAAGGUUUUUACUGCUCAGCAGCAAGAGCCUAUGAUUAUCGAUGAACAGUCACAAGGUUUCCCUAAACAGGCUCCGCCUCCGGUUGAUUCUGAAUCUAAACCGUGGUUCGGUGGUGGGUGGUUUGGGGAAGAUAAGAAGAAAGAUGAAAUUGUUUCCGCUGAUGGAAGUGAAACUAAGGUUUUGGAGAGUUUUGAUGCUCCUCCUGUUCCCAAUUUCGAGUACAAGUGAGAAAUUUGGAUUUCGUUAGUACUAAGUACUGAGAAUUAUGAACCAAAGAUCACAUUUUUAAUUAGGGUUUUCGGUUUGUUUUCUUGAAAGGGUUCGAUGUGAACCCUAUUGGCACGGAUAGGUUUAUUGUAAGUUUACUAUUUAUGUUACUGAUAUGCAAGAGAGAAUUUUAUGCUGUCUUAUGAUAUAUAUGUAAGAGAUAGUGAUGAUGACAUUGUUGGAUGAACUAAGCAGGUUAAUUGUUCACUGAAUUAUGUAGAUAUAUAAAUGUGUGGUGGUUAUAUUUGAUGGGAACUGGAAAUAGAAUUAGUACUCAAAUUUGAUUUGA